Molecule: messenger RNA, 1878 nt
Organism: Caenorhabditis briggsae
Lineage: Eukaryota; Metazoa; Nematoda; Chromadorea; Rhabditida; Rhabditidae
Gene: Cbr-ugt-49
Product: Protein CBR-UGT-49
Exons: 7
Coding region: 1-1878 (625 amino acids)
Molecular function (GO): UDP-glycosyltransferase activity
Source: RefSeq, a predicted model, not a curated record
AUGCUUUCUCGAACAGUAACUCUUUACGAUCUGGAUCAGCCCCUGUUCAAGAACGAGAACGGAAGUUUGUGCGAGUUCGAGGAAUUCUUAAAAUGUUCACAUUCCCAUUCACGGUAUGUCACAUGUACCAUUACCAUUAUUUCGAUUCCCGUCAGUUUCUCUCCGUCUACAUCUCUUUCAUACUAUUUCCGUGCUUUCCAAUCAAACAAUCUCGUCCCCGUGUGUCAGUUCCCAUUCUUGUCACCACCAGCCGAUAGUUACUAUUUGCCCAAAAACUCGGUGUAUCAGUCAAUAAAAAUCUUGGGGAUGAACUCGCUUUAUCUCCUCUUCCUAGUACUACUCGGCGUAGACGCUGGAAAAGUUCUGGUAUACAGUCCAUCAAUCAGUAGAAGUCAUUUAAUUUCGAAUGGACGGAUUGCUGAUGCACUCGUCGACGCAGGUCACGAUGUAGUCAUGUUCAUUCCCGAAUAUGAACAGUUGACAGAGUUCACGGGGACCAAGAAGGCUACAGUUAUCACAAUGAGAGGAUUCAGCACAAAAUAUGAAGAAGAAAUGGAAGGUUUGGGAGUCACAAUGUUCUCAACUUCCAGAUUAGGAUUCUGGGAGAGAGUGAUGUUCGAGAAAUCAAUCACUCACAUGUGCGACGAUCUAAUGGCAAAGAGAGAAGAAUUGGAACCACUUCGUGCAAUGAAAUUCGACGUAGCAUUCAGUGAACAGAUUGAUUUGUGUGGAGUUGGAGUUAUUCGAUACCUUGGAAUUCAGAACCAUCUAUGGAUUUCAACUACUCCAAUCAUGGAUGCUGUCAGUUAUAACUUGGGAAUUCCAUCUCCAAGUUCAUAUGUACCUACAAUUGAAGAAAAUGAUAAUGGAGAUAAGAUGGAUUUCUGGCAGAGAACUUUCAAUCUUUACAUGCAUUUUGGAUCUAUUGCAGUUCACAGAUACGGAACUGAUGGAACCACGGAAGUAUUCCGAAAAUACGAUCCAGAUUUCCCAAAUGUAAGAGAUAUCGCUGCCAACUCUUCUUUGUGUUUCGUCAAUUCUGAUGAAGUUCUGGAUCUUCCAAGACCGACAAUAACGAAAACCAUAUACAUCGGAGGACUAGGAGUUCCGACAGUAGCAAAGCCGUUAGAUGAGAAAUUUUCGAAGAUAAUGUCGAAAGGAAAGAAAGGUGUUGUUGUGAUCUCUCUUGGAUCAAUCGUUCCAUUUGGAGAUCUUCCACUCCCAUCGAAAAAAGGAGCAUUGAAAGCAAUGAAAGAGAUGACUGACUAUCAUUUCCUUAUUAAAAUUGCAAAGGACGAUGAGAACACGAGAACCUUGACAAAAGACAUGAAUAACAUUGAUUUGGUUGAAUGGCUUCCACAGGUUGAUCUUCUUGCCCAUCCUCGUUUAAAGCUGUUUGUGAUGCAUGGAGGAAUCAAUGGAUUGGUGGAAACAGCUCUUCAAGCAGUUCCAACUGUUAUUGUACCAAUUUUCGCUGAUCAGUUCCGAAACGGAAGAAUGGUUGAAAAAAGAGGAAUCGGAAAAGUUCUCCUGAAGCUUGAGAUUGGUUAUGAAAGUUUCAAAAACGCGGUUCAAACUGUUCUGAAUACUCCAAGCUACAAAGAAAAUGCGAUUCGAAUUGCUCGAAUGAUGAGAGACAAACCAUUUACCCCAGAAGAACGUCUUGUCAAAUGGACGACAUUUGCAAUUGAUCAUGGAGUUUUGGAAGAGCUCCACGUGGAAGGUUCCAGACUAAAUACAAUUGUCUACUACAAUUUAGAUGUUUUUGCUUUCCUACUGUUUGUUACUGUUGUCAUAUUUCAUGUUUUCCUAUACGCUUUUAAGUUUUUGUGUUUUAGGAAGAGAUCACCUGUGAAAAGUUCUAAAAAGAACGAUUAG